Musa acuminata AAA Group (dessert banana) is the source of this 708-nucleotide messenger RNA. Its product is annotated as protein YELLOW LEAF 1, choloroplastic. Lineage: Eukaryota; Viridiplantae; Streptophyta; Magnoliopsida; Zingiberales; Musaceae. The record is from RefSeq and is a predicted model, not a curated record. Gene Ontology annotation, biological process: chloroplast organization; thylakoid membrane organization. Gene Ontology annotation, cellular component: chloroplast. Bases 68 to 547 code for a protein of 159 amino acids. The transcript has 5 exons.
AGCUGCUGACCUCGUCGUCUUUGCCCUCGCGCUUGGCCGCUCGACGACUCCGCGAAGGAGCGCAAGCAUGACCUCUCUAUCAAUUGUUGCUGUGCGCACGCCAAUCAUUACUGAUGAUAGAUAUCUUGGGAAAACAAGGACUUGCCUGAGAACCCAGCUUGUGAAGCCUAAUCUCUCAUUACCCUGUAUCAAGUGUCAACCAUUUCAACGUAGACAAUCUAAACUAGAAGCUGGGAGGCUGCUGUCUAGAUCACUAAUAUGUGCUGCUAGCUUGAACGCAAGAUGUGCAGCAGAGCAGACACAGACGGUCACACGCCAAUCAUCGACGAUAACUAUUGCUCCCAUCCAAGGGAAGGAAAAGUCACCGGAGCUUGACGAUGGGGGUACAGGAUUUCCACCUCGUAAUGACGAUGGCGGUGGAGGUGGAGGUGGCGGUGGAUGGCACCACUGGUCGGGUGGUUUCUUCUUUUUUGGUCUUCUUGCAUUUCUUGGCCUCCUCAAGGAUCAAGAAAGUGAGGGACCUUACAGGGAUAGGAGAAGAAGAUGACUGAUCCACCCUCAUUGUUGUUAUUUGUAUGAUAAAUGAUAUCAUAUGGGUUUGCCUUCCGCUUAUGAAUAAAACAAAUUGGCUUGCUAUCUGUAAGAUAUGCAGAGGCAGAAAUGCGAUUGGAUAUACAGAAAUUAAAGUAGUUAAAAUUCAUAUUUCAA